AUGGCGAGAAAGAUUGAUUACGGUUUUGUCAGGGUGGAGUCUCCCGGGUGCAGAGCGGCGCCCGGCGCGCCAUCUGGCGGCGAGUGGCGGCGCCGGCCCAGCAAGGCGUGGGCCAGCGAGCCGCCGGGCCUGGUGGUGGGGGCGGGCCGCGCCGCCUCCGCCAGCCCCGGCGCCGCCUCGCUCGACUCGGGCUACUCGGACGCCCAGCUGCCGCCGGCCAGGCCCGCCACUCCGGAGCCCGACGCCUACGCGGACAUCCUCAAGACGCCCGAAGCCUUCAACGCCUCCUUCUCCCCGCUGCGCACAGACACGCGACUCAGCUGGCUGGCGGAACUAGAGGAACCGGAUGUGGACACCGAUAGUAGUUCCCGCAGGGACAGCCGGCCAGAGGCAGAGCAGAGUCCCGUGGUUGACUCUCCGCUUGACUGCCAGCCUGUCUGCACGUCUACCCCCAAAGGACACACUGAGGCCCGCAAAGCCGCCAGGCCUCAGCGCGUGCGUCUGCGCCCACCACACAACCUGCUGCCAGAGUUCAACAGAAGUCAAUCUCUAGAAGAAACUGCAGAACCACAUAAAAAUUUGGCUGUUCACUGUUGGCUGAAAGAUUUAGCUGGUAUAUAUGAACCAGAGUGCACAACAACACUGCAGAGCAAGUCAUUAUCAGCGGAAAUCACAAAAAAAGUGGAAAAUAUGGCAGAACUUCUUUCACAUGCUAAAUUUCGCCACUUACAGCAACAAACAACACUUAUUUCUACAGAGCUUUCAAAGUUCAGAAGGCAGCUGGAUUAUGGUGGUCUGGAGCACGUAGGACCAUUAGCGCAGAGCCUGUCUGGACACAUCUUGGAAUUCUGCCAGGAGGUAUCCCCCACUGAUACCAACAUGGAGCAGCAACUGGAAUCAGCAUGUGACAGGUUAAGAAGUGUAGCUGCUGCAUCACAGCUAGAUGCUGACCAGAUUGCCGAAAAGACAAUGGAACUGGAACAUCAUCUAAGUGCUUUGCUUGAUCAUACAUUGAAGCAGCACAUACUGGGUUUAUUGGCACGUGUGGAGGAACCACCAAAUGACUUAGUACUGCGAGCUGCUCUUUCUGGCCUAACAACACUUGGACUGGAGAGUCCAGGAGCAGGACAGUUGGUAGCUGAAUGUGGUGGCAUUCAUAGUUUGCUUACCAUCACACUCGAUUCUCAUUCAAGUUUUGUUCGCACUGCAUCACUAAGAGCUCUUGCUGCAGUUUGCUGUGUUGCAAUGAGCAUACGACAGUUUGAACAGGCAGGUGGUGUUGAAAUUUUAUCUGAACUGCUAGCAGAUGAAUCGCGCCCUAUAUCAGAGUUGUCUGAAGCUGUUGGAGUUUUGGCUCAAAUUACUUCUCCUUGGGUAGAAGAUAAUCACAGUGUCCAUGGUUUGGCUGAACAUUUGCCAUCACUAGUCAAAUCCCUCACGAGGAUGGCAACUCCAAAAGCUGAUGAGCAGACCUUGCUGUUAGUAGCUGCUGCACUUGCCAAUAUGAGUCACCUUGAGCCAAGGUGUGUCUGGCCCCUAUUGGAAUAUUCAACAAUAGGUCACCUUCUGGCAGCAGUAAGAUACCAAGGGCCAAAUGCUCCUGUUUUCUUAAGAGAACAGACUGCUACUUUACUUGCAAAUGUAGCAGCAGUUCCUGAAACAAGGCAUUCAUUGGCAUCGCAGGGAGCUACACUUGCUCUUGUGUGUUUUCUUCAAGUACGUUCCUGCCCGUUGCAGACAGGAGCAGAAAUUACAGCUGCAGAAAGAUUACAACAAAAAUCUGCUAUUGCACUGUCCAGGCUUUGCACCGACAAAGCUGUGGCUCAAGAGAUAGUAGAUCUGCAAGGGGUAACACGACUGGUGAGGCUGUGCCGGGAAGAUCGUGAAAGGAAUCACAGUGAUGGAGUUCUUGUUGCCUGCUUGGCUGCUCUUCGCAAAAUAGCAGCCAACUGUGGUACAGAGGUUAUUGAAGAGCUGGAUGCCAUGGAACUUGUGGAACCCCGUCUGCUGGACUCUUUCCUCUUGUAUUCCUCUCGUCAAGAAAGUUAUGUGUGAGUGAAGUAAUUUUGGCUGUGAUUAGCUCUCUAUGGAGGAAUAGAAACUGCUCAUAUUGUGUGUGAGGUUAAAGAAAUGUGAACCCUUUAUACUGAUACAUAGUGUCAGAAUGUAGGUGGAUGUACAAAGUGGUAAAUGGAUUUGCUGGACUGAAUGGAAGAGUCUGAAUGACACAACUUUGCGUGUUAAAAGUCAACAUAACAUCAUCAGUUAAAAGCAAAGAUGUGUUCUAAUUAAGUCUGAGGAUUGUGAUGUUUUAUAUGUUGUCCUUAAAAACACUAUUUUCACACAGUGAAUAAAUAAUUGCCUGAGCUGUCUCCAAAGAAGAGUUUCUCUGUGUGUCAUAUAAACUCAGAAAAGUCUUGUUUUUGAUACAGGCAGAUGUUUGUCUAUUGGCUGUGAAGGUGUGUAAAUGAUUUAAUUCUUAAUGAGUCAAAAACAGUAAAAAAAUUACCAAACAGAAAACCCACCAAAGACUUGAAUCAUAAUAUUUUAAUAAAGCUGUUGUGUUAUCAGUAUCAUCAUGCAACAGAGGAUCAAGACUUUUCUCCAAGUUUAUACAGGGACCAAAGAGUUUAGUCAGACCAUAGUUACUGGAAGAAUGAAGAUUGUAGUUAUUAACUGGAUUGUUGCAAGUAAUGUGACCUAAGUGUACAGUUAUAAGAAACAUUCAAUUAUGACAUGAACAUUCAUCUCAUUUUGAGUACACAGUGUUCAUGAUGUGUAUAAAUAAAUGACAGUUGCUCUCUAAUAAUAUUCAUACACAAUGUACUUGUUUGUGUAAAGCUGUUCACUUAAGAGAGUUAUUGUAAAUUUUAGGAUGUGUCAAUGUUUCAAUGUUUUUAUAUAAUAUUCUAAGUCAUGUGAGGCAUUUUGUUGGCUUGACAAUCUUGAAUACUCAAUGAGCAAGCAUAUGUCUAUGGGUGAACAGAAAUUGGAUUAUGUCUUCAGACUAUGUAAAAUUCUUAAAAGUCUCUGAUUUGUUAAAUCAGCUACUCUUUUUCUUUUAGACUGCAAAUAAUUCCUCUUCUCUUUUGUUUUAAACUCUGUAUUACUGCACUGAUUGUGGAGUGUACUGUGAAAUAGGCAAUCCCUUAAGAUUAAGACAUUGUGCUAGAUUGAGAUUUGAACCCUGAUCAUUGCAAGCAAUACUUUGCCAGCUAAUGCACUUGGAGAAAUCUUACGAACUGUUUGAAACCUCCAGUCUAACUGUAAGUAAAAAGGCAGCUUGAAGUCUGAGUCCUGCACAAGCAAGCUCAAGGUAUAAAUGUAAACAAGUGGUAGACCUGAUUAAUGUGCAUCUGUUAAGUAUAAAGAAAACAUUUGACACAUUGUUACUUAUAAAGCUGUUGUUAUGUGACAUCUUAGUAUCACAGUGAUUUCUUAAAUUAAUUAUUUCAUUCAUACUUUUAGGAGAUUAAUUGAAUAGUUUUUUUACAGUUUUGUAUUAGUUCCAUUAUAUUUGAACUGGGAAGAUAUCAGAGUUUUAUAUGAAGCACUUUUUAAAAUUCACAAUUUCUGGUAACAACUCAGUUUAGCUGGUUCUGCAUAAUUCUGACUUACAAAAGAGUGACUUGAUGAAUGCCCAUAUCUUCAUUUCACUGCUGCACAAUUGUACCUACCCAGUAUUUAAGCAUUUUUAGUGCUGCCUUGCACUCGUUAAUGAUAUUUUUCUCUUCCUGCCAGUUAACUGAGUGAUUCUUUCCUUUCACUUUGAUAAAGUAGCUAUUUCUUCAUGUAUUGUAUACCCAGUGGAAUAAAGUAUCCCUAAAACUCUUUCUGUAUGUAUAUCCCCACCACAGCAGCAAUACCACUCAGUAAUUCUGCUUUCAGCACACCACCUGUCAGCUCCAUGGCUAUCAGCAAACUUCAUUACAUUUUGAUACUCACUAUGAAGUCAAAAGGAGGACUUUCGGCACAAAUACGGUGCAAUAAAUUGAUUAGGUAGGGAGGAUUCAUGUCUAAUAUUUGCAGAGCAGCCAGAAAAUAAGUUAUGAUUGGAAGGAAAUUUGGAGGAACUUCUAACAGAGAGAGUUCUGAUACAAAAAAUGUAAAUAUAGAAAUCAGGGAAAAUAGCAAAUAUAUGAAAUGCAUGAUUUUUGUGAAUAAUGGAAGUAGUCAAUAGUGAAAGUCACUCUCACUUUAAGGGUCUUUAUGCUUAUUGUUCUCAUAUGACCUUUUUAAUCAUGAAACAUUCAUGACUAUUGCAAACACUGAUAUCAAACACACAUUUAAUGUACUCAAUUGUAUUAUAGUUCUUAUUAGAGGGACUAAUGUGUGGUCUUCAUAAAAAAGUUUGCCUACACUUAACAAGACACAAAGUUUGCGAAGUUUGUGCUUCAACAUGUGUAAAUUCAAACUGUUUUAAGAAGCAUCUGAUGUAACAGUGGUCACAUUUGUUAAAGUGAUCCAAAGAUUGUGCUGUGUCCUGGUACUUCUUUUUCAUAAAAAGAAAUUGUGAUAUUAGACCUUAAUAAAUCUUAGGAAGUCACUAUUGCACUCAUUAACAAGAUCAUCCUUUACUCUGCACAAAUUAUGUUUGUCUUAUAAUGCAGAACACUUUGUUUCUCAGCAGACAGUAAGCUCCAAUAUACUAUUCUAGUAACUAGAUGGGAAUGGGGAUAGGCAUAAAGUCAAAAAUAGGUUUGCUCCUGAUGUGAAGCAUGCAGAAACUGUAUUUUGACAUGUUUUACUGUUGAUGUUGUCACAAAAUAAAAGUGUAGCGUUUGUUUUCUUGUGUAGAAAUGACUAUUAGAAGCAUGCUUUAUAUUUGCUGUCUGAAGAUUUACAAAGAGCAAAUACUGCAGAAGAUGAAUCCUUAUCUGACCAUUUCCAGCCUAAAAUACUGGGAGCUUUCCAAAGUCAUAAUACAGUGUAGUCUAUAGGAAGGCCAUAAGCUAAAAUUGAAACUGUGGGUACAUAAUUACAGUUGUUUUAAAUUGUUAAGUAGUUUGAAGAAAUUUAAAAACCUUUUAUUGAGAGAUUAAUGAUAAUGAAAUGCCUGGGAUAAUUGAAAGACUGUGUGGCUACACCAUGCAGAGAAUGCACUAAGUUAAUCAACCAUUGUAAACACUGUUACACACAGACAAAAAUGUUCAUAAAAUGGCAUACAAUUUAAUGAUGCCAGGUUUUGUACCAGCGAGUUGGUGUCUGAUUGCUGACACUGUAGGAAAUAUCAGUGGAUAAAAAGUGCAAUAUGUGUGUUUGUAUUCAGUCUCUGCAUAUGUCAUGAAUGUGUGAUGAUAAAAAAUGAAUUCAGUGUACGUAAUAAGCAUAUAAAUUUAGAUACAUCACUUAAUAUAAGAAAUAAUUUCAGGUCCUAAGAAAAUUAGUUUCAGAUUCUUUAUAUA
This is a messenger RNA of Schistocerca serialis cubense, 5405 nucleotides long. It is a transcript of the gene insc, whose product is annotated as protein inscuteable homolog. Gene Ontology annotation, molecular function: protein binding; cytoskeletal adaptor activity. Lineage: Eukaryota; Metazoa; Arthropoda; Insecta; Orthoptera; Acrididae. The transcript has 10 exons. The record is from RefSeq and is a predicted model, not a curated record. The coding region runs from base 1 to 2055 and encodes 684 amino acids. Gene Ontology annotation, biological process: apical protein localization; regulation of asymmetric cell division; asymmetric cell division. Gene Ontology annotation, cellular component: apical cortex.